AUGGAUCAAGACCUGGAGCAAACAGUGAAGACGUGUGAGGCUUGCCAACAGCAUGCGAAGGCUCCAUCUCAUGCUCCUCUCCACCCAUGGGAAUGGCCUGUACAGACGGCUACAACGCAGGUCACGGUGGAGAAACUGCAAGUGUCUUUUGCAGUGCAUGGGUUGCCAGAUGUGGUUUUGUCCAACAAUGGCAGUUGCUUUACAAGUAGUGAAUUUGCCAAGUUUUGUGCGGCGAGAGGAAUUGUUCUAAUAACAUCCUCUCCUUAUCACCCUUCAUCAAAUGGGCUAGCAGAAAGAGCUGUGCAAACGCUCAAACAAGGUCUACAAAAGAUUGACAAAGGCACAAUCCAGGAGAAAUUGGAAACUUUUUGA
This is a messenger RNA of Corticium candelabrum, 372 nucleotides long. RefSeq lists its product as uncharacterized. The record is from RefSeq and is a predicted model, not a curated record. Gene Ontology annotation, molecular function: nucleic acid binding. Bases 1 to 372 code for a protein of 123 amino acids. NCBI's taxonomy places the organism in Eukaryota, Metazoa, Porifera, Homoscleromorpha, Homosclerophorida, Plakinidae. The transcript is spliced from 2 exons. Gene Ontology annotation, biological process: DNA integration.